Messenger RNA from Xiphias gladius (swordfish), 3667 nucleotides. RefSeq names its product sphingomyelin phosphodiesterase 4 (gene smpd4). Lineage: Eukaryota; Metazoa; Chordata; Actinopteri; Istiophoriformes; Xiphiidae. The record is from RefSeq and is a predicted model, not a curated record. Gene Ontology annotation, biological process: sphingomyelin catabolic process; ceramide biosynthetic process; glycerophospholipid catabolic process. Bases 188 to 2710 code for a protein of 840 amino acids. Gene Ontology annotation, molecular function: sphingomyelin phosphodiesterase D activity. The transcript is spliced from 20 exons.
UAGAGUGCAACAACAUAAUUACAAACUGAAAACCCCACAGAAGAAGACGUUAACGACUGCAGUUCGCAUUUGAACGACCCAAAUGGAAACGCGGUUGAUGGGAAAGUAACCGAUAUUUCACAUAAGUGCCAGCGGCGAAGGAUCCAAGGGGACUGAACGUAGGAAGAAAUAAACUUGAGGGUCCUACAUGGCUGCGCCAACGUUACAGCAGCCCAGUUUCCUUCUGGCCAACCUCAAAGCAGACGCGACCACCAAACCUCUCCUCCAGCGAUGCCAGGAUCUGGUGAAGAUCAUUGAUGAAUAUCCCGCAAAGGAGCUGCACUUGAUUUUCCCCUGGCUGGUGGAGAGUGUGUUUGGCAGUCUGGACGGCAUCAUUGCAGGCUGGAACCUGCGACUCCUGCAUUCAAGGAACAAUGAGUACAUCAUUGCUAUGGACUUUCUGAACCCCAGCGGGCCGAUGAUGAAGCUUGUGUAUAAACUUCAAGCAGAAGAGUACAAAUAUGAAAUACCUGUCAAUUAUCUCCCGGGUCCUGUGAAGGCCUGCAUCCAGGAGGGCGUUCUCCCAGACUGUCCGCUGUUCCACAACAAGCUGCAGUUCCCCCUAUCUGGUCUGCUGACUCUGAACCUCGCUCUCAAUCCAUUUGAAUUCUUCAUGUUCAAUUUUGCCUACUGUCUCAUCACGCCAAAGAACUACCCCCAAGGCCAACACGGAAGCUCCACAGACAGUGCCUACUUUGUGCUGGUGGACACCUACCUGAAAUACUUCCUCCCCAGUGAAGGAAGUGUGCCUCCCUCUCCUUUCUCUGACUCCAGAGGUUCUGUCACUGCACCCUCGCCAAGAUCUUCCAGUGUUUCCUUUGCUGGUUAUGGCGUUCACAGCCCCAGUCUCCUGAAGCAUCACAUAUUCCAUCAGCCCUCAGUUAACGCAGACCCCGCUGCCCAGGAAAUCUGGAGGUCUGAAACACUGUUACAGUUGUUUGUGGAGGUCUGGCUCCAUCACUACUCCUUGGAGAUGUACCAGAAGCUGCAGUCUCCUCAGGUGAAGCUGGCGCUGCUGCAGUACCGCCUCAGUAUGUCCAGCAUGCCGUGCCAACCCCACGCCCCACCAGGCUCUGGGACCCUCCACACCUACCAAGUACUUUUACCUUUUCAUUCACCCCCGCCCCUCUGGGGCCUCCUGGAGGAGCCCUUCACUCCGACAGAGGAACAUGUGCUGGUGGUGCGUCUCCUGGUGAAACAUCUGCAUGCCUUCGCCAACAGCCUGAAGCCUGACCAGCUGUCGCCCUUACCCUUGGCCCACUCGCACACUCACACCAGCCCACUGGAGGAGUUCAAGAGAGUGGUGGUGCAGCGUUUCGUUCAACAGAAACUGUACCUGUUUCUUCAACACUGCUUCGGUCACUGGCCUCUAGACGCCUCUUUCAGAGCGGUAUUAGAGACAUGGCUGAGCUACAUCCAGCCGUGGAGAUACACAGGGGAGAAGACCAAUCCUCAGCCAGACCAAAACAGAACGGUACCCGACAAAUGGGAGUCGUUUGUUCAGGAGAACCUGCUCAUGUACACAAAGCUCUUCCAGGUCUUUUUGAACAGAGCAGUAAGGACAGAUCUGGUCAACGCCAAAAAUGCACUCAUGGUCUUCAGGGUGGCCAAAGUCUUCGCCCAGCCAAACCUUUCAGAGAUGAUCCAGAAAGGUGAGCAGUUUUUUCUGGAGCCCGAGCAUGUCCUCCACCACCGCCAGCCCCGCGGCUACCUGACACCGAGCCAAGGAGGCAGCUACCUGUCGUCACGGCAAAAGGUGGUGACAGACAUGGUGUUCAGGGUGAAGAGCCACGUUUAUGCCUUGGAAGGACAGGACUGUCAGUACAAACAGAUGUUUGGCCCUGAGCUCAGAGGAGCAGUCAUGAAGUUAAUCCAGAUCAUUGCGCAAGCCAGACAGACAGCCAAGAGGAUCUCAGAUCAAUCCAGUGAGGUGGCAGCCAAUACCUCAUUCCUGUCCUGGUUUGGUCUGGGCUCUUCUGAUGUCAACAACACCUUCCCUGGAGCCGAGGCAGAGGAGAGUGGGGAAUGUCUGAAGAAGACCCACGAAUUUCUGGACAGAGCUUUGGAAAACCUGUGUCAAAUCUUCAAGCUGAACCAAGGGCAACUGACUCAGCUUAUAUCAAACCUGAGUUCUUCCCAGGACGACGGCAACUGCAAGCAGCUGCCGGACUGCAUCCAAGGGGAGAACGGACUUAUCCUAACUGACCUGGGCAGGAGGCAGAUCAUAAGCGGACUGCGCAGGUUUGACAUUCAUUAUCAAGGAGACCCGGAGCUCCAGCCCAUUAGGAGCUAUGAGAAUGCCCUGCUGGUCAGGCUGUUCUACAGGAUCUCUUCUCUGGUCAAUGAGAGGUUCGGAGGGCACAUGAAUGCACUCUGCUCACGUUCAGACUUGCUGGGUCGCCUGGGGCGUCACUACUUGACGGAUCCUGGUUCCAUAACAAAACUAAAGCGUAGCCCGAUAUCCCAGCGGGCGUUGGAGAGGAACCGCCAUCCGAGGCUGAGCCUGCGCCCGCUGGCCAGCUACAGGACGAUACUGCUGCUGCUGCUCUUCUACGCGUUUGGAGCCUUCCUGACGUUUGGUCCUUUAUCCAGCACGGUCUUCAUCCUCACAGGGGGGUUCCUGUAUGGACUCUUGAUGACGCUGCUUGGAGACAAACUGAAAACCCACUAGCAGAGCCACAGGGUUCCUACGCGUCUGGAAAAAAUACACAUGAUGUUUUUUCUCAAUUCCAGCUUUGAAUGUUUGGCAAAAAAUGUAUGAAAAUGAAUAAAGUGUUGAGUGGUUCCAUGCAUUUUAUGAUGAAUAAUGUAGUAAGCUAUUGAUCAAGGGCUGCAACUAACGCUGCCAGUUGUUUCUUUGAUUAAUUGUUUGGUCUUUAUAACAUCAGAAAACAGUUUAAAAAGGCCCAUUAUAGUUUCCUAAAGCCAAAACUAUGUCAUCGAAUGUCUUAUUUUGUCUGGCCAACGAUGUAGAACCCAAAAUAUUCAGUUGGCUGUGAUGGAAAAACAGGGAAAAGCAAUAUUUGAGAAUAUUUGAGAAUCUUAAAACAUCAGUCAUCAAAGCAGUUGCCAAUAAAAGUUCGUUCAAUUGACCAAUUGGUUAAGUGAGUACUCGUUACAGCUGUAUGUUGAUCCCUGUGAAGAAAUAUAGUUUGUCGCCUGCCGCAGUGACGUCACAGAUCUGAGUCAAACUAACAAUGUUAGUUAGGAGUACGUCUGUUAAGUGAUUCGGCCUACUAAAUAAUAGUAGGCCAAAUCAUAUGUAUUUCUGACCACUGAAAAAAAAUGCUGUCUCUACAGGGCUUCCUAAACGGACAGGAUUUUGAAAUGGAAGAUGUGUAGGAAUCCUGUUGGCAGCAGGGUGGAAAUGGACUGGCAGCUCUUUGUCCCUGCUUUUGAUAUGACUGCUUUACUGUUUAAAAUGGGGUUCAUAUAUAGUAACCGUGUACAUAAAUACAGUGUUGCUGCUCAGGUGGUGAGUUUUUUGUUGUUGUUUGUUUUGUUUUUUUCCCAGCAAGCAUCUGAAAACAGGCAGUUCCAAACAUUCAAAGUGUGCUGGUUGAUUAAACUGACUACAUUUCUCAUUGAGAGCAGAAUGCAUUUUUGUCCAAAAGGCUCAAUAAACUGU